Clunio marinus is the source of this 3198-nucleotide messenger RNA. The record is from the annotation of a GenBank genome assembly. NCBI's taxonomy places the organism in Eukaryota, Metazoa, Arthropoda, Insecta, Diptera, Chironomidae.
AUGUUUUUGUUUGACGACACAAGUGAUCGAACAUUGUUAAAUGAUCAGCUGAAUUCAUCGUGCUUCGAUUCAUGUCCAUCGUCACCUUCGUCUUCAGCUGAAUCUGUGUCAAGUAUGAAGUCAAGAAAAUCAUCAAAUGGUGGAACAAACAAAAAGAAUGCAAAAAAGAAAAAGGAAAAUUCGAUAGAAGAUUUAAUUGUGCAACAAGAUGAGGUGGAAAAUGUCGAGGAUGAGGUGAAAUGUUUGUUUAAUAAGUCAGUGGAUCUUCCAUCGCCAACACAUUCCAUGAUGUCGUCAGCAUCGCAUUUUAGUUGGCAACGUGAACGCGAAUUAGAAAAUACAAAUGAGAAUCUUCAAGAGAAACUGAAAGAUACUGAAGAACGUUUCAAUAGUCUUCGCAUUCAAUACGAUUCCUUGUCCCAAGUCCAUCGUGUCUUACGCGAGAAUCACGUUCAACUUCAAGAAGAAACAGAAAAGUUGAAAAUUGAUUUUCAAAUUCUUAAUGAAUGUGCGAAUGUUUUACGUUGUGAGUUGCAAACUGCGAAGCAAGAUCGAGAGUCAGCGAAUGAGGUUUCAAAGAUUCUUCAACAGGAAAUCGAUGAAAAUCGAGUGAAUAAAAAAAAGUUUCAAGACAUUGCUGAUCGUGAUGCCAAAACGAUUCAAGAUCUUCAACGACAAUGUCGAGAAAUGGAAAGAAUUUUGAUGCGAAAACAUCCGGACUCGGUCUCAGCUUUAAUUGUUGCGAGCAAGAAUUCAAACGCGUCAUCUCCAGAUGCUUCAACAGCAGCACGAAAACUUCUCGAAGAGAGAAUCGCACAACUCGAAGCAGACGCUAAAGAACAAGAUAAGAAAGCGCAGGGAAUUCUGGCAAAUGUCCAAGCACGAUUUAAAACUGUUCAAGCAAAAUAUGAAACUCACAUUCAAGAUUUAGAAACGCAAGUUUUGAGUUUACAACAAAUCAACAUGGAACAAUCGAAAGAACUUUACGCCAAAUCAUCGACUGUUGCCAACUCAACUCAAACUCUUGAUGUCCCUGAAAAGGAAACUGUCGAGAUGCGAACAAUUGGCAGUCAAACUAAAUCGUCGUCAUCAUCAUCAAAUCCGCCAAGUCGCUCAGGAAGUUCACAAUCAAUUUCUGGCACAAAGAAAAGCACAAAUAAGAUUCCAAACUCACAAUCUGAUUCUUCAAUUCAACCAAAGGAAGAUGCACAUUUAAUGGCGACAAUUCGUGGGAUGAGAGUUGAACUUGCAAUUAAAGAAAAAGCUGUUCAACGACUCACAAGAGAUCUUGAUGAAUGUAAGAAAACAAUUCGAAAACUUCAAAAGGAACGAGACAAUUAUUUGUUGAAAGAAAAGCCAACAACAGCUUCAGGAUCCUUAUCCACUUCAACAUCCACCGCAACAGCUUUAACAACUUCAAAGAAGGUUUACGAUCCAAAACAUUACCAGGAGAAUUCUGAUUCUCAAGCUUUGAAAGCAGCUCUCGAGAAAAUCAAAGUCAUGGAAACUGACUUCAAAGCGCUUUACGAAAAGCGUGUUAAAGAUCUGAAAACAUUGCAGAAUGCACAUGAACGCGAAAUCAACUCAAGUCAUGAAACUAUAAAAAUUCUUCAAAAUCGAUUAGAAGAAAAAGUCGCACAAGUUGGGAAUGUUAAAGAGAAACGACGUGGACCUGUCGAUUAUUUUGCACUCAAAGCAAAGGUGACAUCACUUGAACGAAGACAUUCCGAUCGUGAAAAAUCCCUCCAUUUAUUGAUUGAUGCUCUGAGCAAAGGUAAAGUAAGCAGCUUGUCACCUGACGAAAGUUCUUCGCCGCAUUCGUGCACAAGUCCAGUGAAUAAAAACUUUUCAUCAGAAAGUUUCGCAGUCGAAAUGAAGAUCCUUUUAGUUGCUUUCGUGUUUUGCUUACCGUUUGUCAUUGAAUCAGUACCAGCACGAUUAGAAUGUGAAUAUGUCAUCAAUGAUAAUUUCUAUGAAUGUCGAGGAAAAACUGCGACAAAGGAAAAUGAUUAUGCCAUCGACACUUUAAAUGGCAAUCAUGUCUCAAACAAGAAGAAUGAAGACGUGACUGUGGUUGCUUUACGUGACACAACGAUGGAAGUUAUUCCGAGUAAUCUUAGACGUUGGUUCCCUAAUUUCACUGGCCUUGGCAUUGUCAAUAUCAAAAACUUCGUGACUCUUGAUCGUUGCCAACUCCAUGAAUAUCCACAACUUAAGGAAUUCUUCGCUUAUAACAUCCCUCAGGUGAAAACCAUUCCGAAACGAACUUUCUGGGAUCUUAUUUAUUUGACUGAACUUGUUCUUGAUGGAUUCACAAACUUGGAGAAUCUUGACGGUGAUUUAUUGGUCAACAACACCGCACUUAAUCUUUUCUCAGCUCGCGGCCCUAAUAAGAUUACACAAAUUAAUCCCGGAUUCUUCCGUAAUCAACGUGAAACUUUAAUGUUUGUGAACUUUGAGUACACAAACAUUGUGAGAAUUUCCCAUCAGGUGUUUGAAGGUCUCAAUAAAUUAAACAUGGUGAGUUUCUUGGGUGGUGGAUGCAUUAAUCAAAUCUACAAUCAAGAAAUUGCAACACGUUUGACUGGCGAUAUUAAAACAAAGUGUCAAGAUGUCACAGUGCAAGGAAAUCUCAUUUUAAGAAACAAAAAACAAGAUGAGACAUCUGGAUCAUCUGAAAAAGUUAUUGAAGAAGUUUUAAAAGCAAUUAAGAUGGGAAAUAAAAUCAUAACAUUCACACAUGAUCAGUUGGAUCAUUACCAAGAUUGCACUUUCUUUAAUAAAAAGGAAAUUUUAAAAGUUUUCAAAAAGUUUAGAAAUCUUUCACCCGAAUUAAUUCCUCUUGACAUGACAAGCCCCGAAAGUUCCAAAGUUCGAAUGCCUAAGGAAAGAAUCAUUAAACUUUCAGAGCUUUUGGAAAAUCCCUUCAAAGAAAGAAUUUGUGAAUCUUUCUCAAAAGACGGAUAUGGAAAUUUGAACUUUGAAGAGUUCCUUGAUUGCUUAUCAGUAUUCAGCGAACACGCUCCAAGGGAUUUGAAAAUCUUCUACGCGUUUAAAAUUUAUGAUUAUGAUUCUGAUGGCUUUAUUAGCGAGGCAGACAUUCGCCAAGUCUUGAAAAAUCUCACGAAAGGCGAGCUGACUUUUGAUGAACAGCAAAAGAUAACAGAGAAGAUAAUUGAAGAAGGUGACAUUGAUAAU